Messenger RNA from Linum trigynum, 1248 nucleotides. Lineage: Eukaryota; Viridiplantae; Streptophyta; Magnoliopsida; Malpighiales; Linaceae. The record is from the annotation of a GenBank genome assembly.
CCAUGUACACAUGGGAAACUUUAACAUCUCAUUCUCUAUCGAUUAACUCUCUAAUAUGAUUGGCGAGGAGGCUAAUUAGAGAAUGUAUGAGAUUUUGAUAUUAGUUCGGGCGAGUUUACACUUUAUGAUUUUAGCAGUUGGAUGAUUUUUUUUUAAGGGAUACUUUUGCAACCAAACCAAACAAAGUAGCACCAAACACACAUUUAACUCGUCUGAUCCGUCCGAGAUCAUCUCUAUUGAACACACCAACUCGUUAAUGGUCCCAAAGUUCAAUGACUGUCAGGGUUUAAUUGACCCAAAAAAGAGAUGCAGGGCGAGUAAUGAAAUUAAUUGCAACUAAGAAGGGAAAAAAAAAAGAAUUUCCUCCAAAACUACUGCACCUGGCAGAAAAAUGGUUUUGGCGGCCUUCUUCUUCUCUUUCACCUCCCACCUAAAUGACCAAGUUCUGCCGGCCUUCAGUAACAGAUCAACUGCAACUGUAGCGACGAUCAGAACAAGAAUCAGCAGCAGAAGUUUAACGGUCAGGGCAAGCACAGCCCAGAAUCCCAAAGACGACGACGACGAUGAUAGCCCCACUCUUUGGCGAAUUCACCUGCCAGAAUGCCAUCAUCGUUGAGCGGUUUAUUGAAGCAGGUAGCCUGUAUGUAUCCCCAACGCGUUACUAUUUUGGGAGUUGUGAAUGUCCAGAAGUAAAUCAUUUGUAUUCUUUGGUGAAUAAAAUGACAGUGGCGAGUAUUGAAUCAUGGAUGAAACUGGUCGUUGGCAGCUAGAAGAACUACUGAAGCUCUGAGGCAGUUCUUUUAUUAAACAUUGAAAUGCAUAGAGACAGUGGUGAGUAUUAAAUCAUAAAUGAAACCAGUCGUUGGCAGCUAGAAGAACUACAGAAGUGUGGUCGUUACUCGUUAGGGUUUGAUUCAUGCCAUGUAAUGUAUGCAGUCUCGACAGAUAUGCUCCUAAGGACAUUCUCUAGCCAGGGGAGAUCUGAAUAUGUAAUGCGUUGCUCCUCUGGUUUUUGCAGAGAUGACAAGAUAAGAGGAGAAAAAAGGCAAGCUGCACAGGAAAACAAAAGGGUACAGCAGCGUACAUAAACAUAUGCCGCUUUGUUUUUAGAUUUAUUUUGUCGACAUGAUUCUAGUCCUUAAACCAUGCACAAGUGAGUAUUAUUGACAAACUAUGCUCAAAAUUGCUAUAUUAUUGAUCCGAAGUGAAUAUCAUUGCCAAACAAUGUUAUAAAUACAUUUACGUUGC